Messenger RNA from Ilex paraguariensis (yerba mate), 789 nucleotides. The record is from the annotation of a GenBank genome assembly. Lineage: Eukaryota; Viridiplantae; Streptophyta; Magnoliopsida; Aquifoliales; Aquifoliaceae.
AAAUUCCAUCUCUCUUUCGGUUGUCCUAUUUUACAACACCCAUUUCCCUUCCCUCUGCAUCAAGUUGGGAUAUGGGUAGAAAGAACCACAGCCACAGGUGCAGAGCUAGCAACAACAUGAAUGUCACAACUAGAAAACAUUAUAUUAUGAUGCUGCUGAUCAUAAUAAUAAGCUUCUGCAACCACACAGUCCUUUCAGACAAGGUUCAAGGAAGCAUCAAGAAUAGACUGGGAAACGGGAAGAGCAUGAGAGUCCACUGUCAAUCGAAAGACAAUGAUCUUGGCAACCAGACUGUCGCCGAGGGGAGUGAAUUUGGGUGGGAUUUCUCUCCUAAUAUAUGGGGAACCACCCUUUUCUACUGCGACAUGCAAUGGGAAAGAGUACAAGAAUACCCUUUUGAUGCCUACUCUUUUGCAAGGGACCAUGUUCGAUGUAAGACUCAGUGUUCAUGGUUGAUGGCAGUGGAAGGAGUUUAUGGUUUCAAUGGAGAGACUGGGUUGUGGGAGUUUAUGUAUCAUUGGCCAAAUUGACUGGGAAAAAAUAUUGGAAGGUAAAGGAUUAAAAUAUCAUCUCUCGUGUGAAAGUAAAAUGAAUCGAUCGGGUGGAUCUAUAUGCUCCUUGGUAGUGAGACAAGGUGUGGCGCAAUGCAUCGUCGACGAACCCUAAGAUGAUUGAAAUAGUUUGCUGGCACCCUUGUUGUUAUCAGAUAGUCAUUGAAGAAUUAUUAAUCUCGUUUGCAUCAUCAUUAAUCAUGGCAGACUAUGUAAGAUUUGAGUUCCGGGAUUUAUA